Molecule: messenger RNA, 6383 nt
Organism: Acanthaster planci (crown-of-thorns starfish)
Lineage: Eukaryota; Metazoa; Echinodermata; Asteroidea; Valvatida; Acanthasteridae
Biological process (GO): G protein-coupled receptor signaling pathway
Cellular component (GO): membrane
Molecular function (GO): G protein-coupled receptor activity
Source: RefSeq, a predicted model, not a curated record
GCCACCGAACGCCUCCACAGACCGACUUCAGUGACAGGGAGGUGAGCAUUGGAAAUCACUGUCUGUUCGUGAAAAAGAGGUUGAAGGUAUUAGAACUAUCCCUACAGGAAGGCAGUGCUGCUGCACCGAACCCUGAUCAGGCCUAUCCUUUGCUUGCUCCUAGUCCUACAAAGACAGUAUUACAUUGUACGGAUACGAAAGACAGCAGCACCGCGGGCCAGGCUCAUUAUUGCCGGUUUGGCUAUGACGGAGAGUUCAGCGGCUUCUCGACAGGUUUUUGUCAAGAAAACUCGCAAGACCAGCACCAAUGUAUUCAUUACGGCACUUGCAUCGUCGGACCUGAUAGCCUGCUUGUUACGACCGUUCUAUGUGGGGUUCAUUAUGGCACGUAACACCCCAGAAUCGCUUUGGAUUGAAUUCUUAUAUUCUCCCCUUAAUUUUGUCACAAUAUGCAACUCGACUCUGCUCACUGCAGCCAUUGCUUUUGACCGUUACGACGCAGUGUGUCGCCCGCACACCAGGUUGAUGUCAUACCGCGGCGCACAGCUUCUGGCCCUGUUCUGUUUCAUAGUAUCAUUGCCAAUGACAGCACCGAUUAUUCUUAUGUACUUCCAUCCUCCCGUGUCUGUCCGUCUAGCCAAGCACAUUGAGUGUCUUAGCAUGUAUGUCAUAUCUCUCAUCCUGGUUAUAGCGUUCUACGUCCAGGUUUAUAAAGCAGUCCUUUUCCGUACCAAAGUCCGCACCAAAUGGGGCGGCCGUUUCACUGGGAUAUCCACAGCCGCAGAAAGCUCUGUCUGUAUGACAGGUCAGACGGAAAUGUCAGCCAUGCCACCGUCCCGUGAGUUCACAAGACUUAAUUCUGUCGCAGAGACAAGGACACCACCAGCUGGGAAUCACGUUGAGGAGGGUGCAGAGCCAUCAGCACCUUGUCAGAUUCCUCCACCCCAGUGUUCACCUGCAACCAACCCAACGGCUGACUUGGAAAUUUCUUGCGUGAGCGAAGACAAGAGGUCCAUUGCUUACCAGAGUCUGAGCAACAGUGAAGCGCAGGCUGGGGAUUUUCUGGACUCAAGACUAACUCCCCCCUGCAGCUCAGUGGCGAACCCUACUUAUUCCCCCGCUUUUCAAAUGCCGAUAUCGAGCACGGCGGGUAGGAACCUAGCCGUUCCAAACUGCUCGCAGAUUCCAGCAAGCAGCAACUUCCCGGAGAGGACGGGAUCGACGGGAAGACACAGAAGGCCAAGUGGGCGAGGGAAGUCCUCAAAGACCGUUGCAGCAAGGAUGCAGCAUAAGACGACAAGAAUGCUUCUCCUGACUACCAUUGUGUUUUUUGUCACCUGGGUCCCAUAUAUGUGCGUGUCUUCAUUGAGCGUGCAUCAUAUUCUCACCCAUAUACAUGUACAUGUACCCAUAAAUGACACACUAUCAAACAACACACUAUCAAACAACAUACUGUCAAACAACACACUGUCAAACAACACACUGUCAAACAACACACUGUCAAACAAUACACUACCAAACGGUACUCAUCAAACAACACUUGAUACACUGUCACUAGUGUUCAAUACUGCAUCUCAUUUCUUAUUCAUCAAUAACGCGGUUAACCCUUUUAUCUAUGUACUAGCCAACCGGCAGUUCCGAAAUGACUGCAUACGAGAAGUUCGUAAGUUACUGCGACGCUAGGGUAAAUGUUGAUCCCAUUCCAUUGGUAAGUUAAAAUUCCACUGAGGCUAAAGCAUUUUAAAUAUUCAUGUAAUCCUUUUACCCUUUUCACAUGACCAUGUUGUCUGUUAAUUAAUUAACACUUGGCAUCUCCUUCUAUGUCUUGUAAGUAACACCUAAUUUUGUAUACUUGUUAGAUAUAGAAAAGAGCCAAACAAACUAAAGGGGGUAAUCGAUUCUGUAUGUGCCACAAUAAGAUUGACGACUGUUACAAAUUUUAGUACGUGUAUUCAUUUUGAGAGAAAACAACAUAUGGUUAUUUCUUUGUUUCAUGAGGCCAGACUGUCGCUCUUCACCUAAUAAGAUGAAGGGCAAAGCUUUUUUGGGAAAAGGUGCCAUACUCAUGUUACUCCUAUAGAAACUAUUACAAACUAAAACUAUAGAAAUAUUACCCAUGGUCCCAGCGCCCUGCUUAGUGCAGGAAAUGCUUUACAUUUUUAAAUAGGUUUUAAAAAUUAGCACUGACUGUAUGGUUCAUAAUGAAAACAAAAACAUGGCGCUGAACUUUUAUCUGUUGGCCGAAGCAGCGUGAAAUGGUCUGUGUCCGUAAAAGUUUUUGCUGUCUUUUACACAGCACAAGUGCUUUAACUGAGGCGCGUGAUGACCGUUGUAUAUUAAUUUGACUUUGAAAAAGAAGGAUAACACUAUCUACAUCAUACACUAUAUUAUACACUGGGUCUAUAUUAUCUGUUUCGGCAUGAUCUAUGCUGUGCGCAAAUAGCUAACCACAUAACGAAUUUGUCUGAACACUCAAAAUCUGCGGAGCCUACACAUCCUGUGCUGCAUUCAGACAUUUCCCCUGUCCAGUCAAAUUGUACCGGACUGUUCUUGCUUUGCUUUAUAGAAACAUCAGCGCAAUGUUAAAAGACCAAUGAUUGGAAAUCAGUUAAGACUAAAUACUCUGUGCUGUGUAACAUUCAAAGGUACAUUUCAUUUCACAGAGGUGAAAGCUCGGUAUUUUUAUGAUUUACACGUUGGACCCUUGUCAUGUUAGCCUGUGCAAUGAAAAUUGAGGAUAAGCUAGCAAUUUUAUGUCCCCCGGUAUUCCCUCAUUAAAGAAAAUAUCAAGUGGUAUUGGUGAGUCGGAGAGAAUUCCGCUCUUUUACGACACAAUAUACCUUGAAUGAUUGAAUAAAAAAUAGGUGUAAAAGCAUUUCUGUAAUUAUGUAUACAUGUAUAGCAUAAACUGUCAUGAUGCUGUUGUCUAGUAGACUACUUUUUCGUCAGGUAGAAUACAUGUAGAUUUAUAUGUGAAAAUGGAUGAGAUAAGGGACCAGAGGCUUGCAUUAGGGCUUCAAAAUCAAACAUUCAUGGACUCACACAGUUUACAUCUCCAUGGAUGAGCUAUAUGCCCCAGAAUAAACAUUGUAGGAUGCUGUGUAGGGCAAGAAAUCGGGAAGAACAUCACUAAUCAUUGAAUCAAGGUAGUCUAAGCCGAUAAAUAUCUGGGGAUUAGACUCCCCUCGACUGAGCCAUAAAGCUUCUUACAGACUGAUCAGUCACAUCAGACUCUCUACAGCAUUUGAAAAAUCAUUGCUCUGUAAAACCCUGCUGGUUCCCAUGACCUCACCUCUGUGAAUUAAAACUCAAAACUCAAAAGCAUUGGUAUGGAAUUUGUAGAAAAUACGCACCGUUCAACGCUUCUUGAAGUUCAUGAAACAAGUAAUGCAUGUACUGUUAUUUUGGUACCGUAAUCGAACAUUACAGAAAAGGAAAGAACGAGUGAGACUCGCGCAUGAAGUGGUGACCAUUUAUUUGACUUUUCUGUGGGCUUUUAAGAAUAAUGUCAACUAUGUGCCGUUACCACGGCGUAUGUCUAGCCAUAAUUCAUCCUGUCUAGGAAAGUAGAGGUUUCUCGCAGUCUUUCCUUCUGACAAAAAUUUGAAGUUUGUAGACACAAAAAACCUGAGCCUAUCAAUCGUUUCCUAUUUAUUUCAAGUAAAUAAGGUAGGAGCCAAGGCUGCAUAAGGCUGCGACCCUCAACAUGCAACAAUUUAUUCAUACUCCAGCCAACACAUACCUUUCCACGUGGUGGUUUGUCCUAAUGCGCUUAAAAUUGAAGCGGAGCAGGGAAUUCUAAACAAACAGUCACAAAUGGAUACUGCAUGUGGGAGACACUCUCAGAACAAACUCUGUUUUGUUGACAUUCUCUUGAAUCCAACCCUAAAUUGAAUUUGGAAUUUUACAUCCACACACAAAAGAGGGGACCAUGGGAUUAUUUCAUUACGAGAUCCUUCGGCAAAGGCCAGGUCACGAAAAGGCCGAGAGAGCAAAACGAAAUGCCAAGGAUGGAUUCACAAUCGUCUCAGUAAUACUCUUAAACAAGGCCGUGUGCUGCAUUGUGGUCCGCUCACAAGCCCUGACAAAAUAGGCCUAUAGGUCCAGAGGAGGGAGACAGCCAAGAACACAUAAGAUUGGAAGGGCGACUACAAUGCUUGCUUGUAUGAGCGGUAUCAUUAAGGAGGGAUUUCAGACGAUGUCAUGACAAGGGCAACAAUGUAACAGUAUCAACUGCCCAUUUUGAUUUUUCUUGUUAAUUGAGACGUAAACCUCAUGCACGACACAUCAUCAUCUCGGGUGUUACUUAGCGCAUCAAGAAACCUUUAUGUAAAUGUUUAAAGGAAUGUACAAGAUAUGAUGUAGGAUAACUACUACUGUGUAAAAAAUAUGUCAUAAAGCAGCUCCCUAGCACGUAAUAUUUCAAACUGUUGCAAUGUACAUUCGUAUGCCAUGUGUCUUAAAGGUAGUGACUAAACAUGCAAAAUGCGAAAAGAAAUCGCGAACUGACUAACUAAAAUACUUGUAAAAUUACUUGCAAAAGCUAUUACUUGAUACUAACAUUGCAUUUUGUAACACAUUAUUUCACUUAGCGUGAUACAAUUUUCCCAAACGAUUGAGCCAUCAAAUUGACCCUUGUAACUUUAACAAUCCAAAAUUGCUGAGUGCCUUGCAGUGCUCGGAUAUGCUAACUAUAAUGAAUGAAGGAAGCUUACACACCAUUGGGGAAACGUGUAUAAUUUGGCAACUUGUGGGUGAAUCACUUCAAUCGGACGACAGACAUGACAACAAAAGCUGACACUUGAAAACUCUUAAACAGACGGAACGUACGCAUUUUACUGAUGCAACCUGACUGACUUUGACGUAGACAUUAAUAAGAGAGACAAACAGUGCUAGCGACGAUAAAUUUCAUCUAUUUUGGGGAAUACAAGCUAAAGAGUGAAAUGACUGUGUCCAAAGACUAGUUUGACAGGGUUCGGUUGACAACAGCAGCCUCACUGACAUUCGACGAAAUACGACUUGUGACUGACCUGACCAUCAACGUAUCACCGAGCCCAUUUACCUUGAUGACGAGGAAUUAUAGGAAUGACAAACUGGUACGGGCAAAAGUGACUGAAAGUUGAUCUCUAAUGGCACGCUUCUGGAACUCUUAGAUCGGAAAAAUUACUUGUACAAAUUUGAAAACCAAGCCAUCAUUUUUGUUCAGUUACUUCUUAAUAUGUAGCUCACAAAAGGGCCUCUGUCAAAUAUUUGCUUGUAUGGCAAUUUACAGAAACUGAAAUAUUACCUGAGCUACAAGAGAUAUACCCUGCCAAAAAUUGGCCUAGCACUUCCAAAAAUCUAAUAUACGUAAAGAGCAUUGCAAUUCGAGCUUCUCGCAGGCUGAUGAACAGUUACAAAACGAUAUUGUAUGGUAAUCUUUCGGUAAAAGCCAAAACAAAAACAGAUCAAGAUAUUUAAUUUAAGCAUUCUAUGAUUUAUAAGGCCAUAAACUUAAAGGAAUAAUCUGUGUUUACAAAAGAGUCUAAAGUUUAAUUUAGCCUUUGAUGACAAGAACUGCGUCCGGUCAACUUGACUGAAUCUAUAAAUAACUCAUUGACCGCAGGUGGAUAAAUUUUUGCAACGUAUAAUUUCGUUUUCACGUAAGCAUGGAAAAUGUAAACAAACGUCCAUGAAUAAGGAAGCCUAGGAAUAAUUACUGGAAGUGAAAGGUCGUUAACGGAAUUCGUUUUUUACCCAUCUCCAGGUGACUUCUUUAAAUAUUACUUGAGGAACGCAAAAGGUAAAAUUCCAGCAUGAGUCUUACUUGGGUGGUUUCAGUUGAGAAUCAUUCUUCCAAAAAUUAUCGAACGUGAUAGGACGGCCCCAUGUAAAAUCCCUUUGGCGAACCGCGCGAGGGCUCUGGAAGCUCGCUGUGGAUGCGCGACAUUUCAGUUUUAAGCUCUGAUGUACGAGCCUUUGGAUUUGACAAGUAGACAGACUCAGCGGGAAACAGCCGUUAAAUAAAUGCACAGCUGCUGUAAUAUACAAGUGAACUUUUUGCUUUAUCAUGCCAACCUUGGACUUUUAAUUAAUGCGACCGUGAAACUGUUGCAUGUUUACUGUAAUAUUACCUUCAAGUUUAUUACAUGUCAUAUUAAUUACAGGUAUAACGAAGAAGCUUGUAAAAUGUAUCGGUGACUCGUGUCUGAGUAAAAUGCUAUUACCAUCGUGAAAUUGGAAAAUAACGUUUUUAAUCGUUGAAAGACAACGCAUUGAAAUCAUGUAACGCAGCUAGGAAGCCAAAAAUCCUUACGAUAGCUGAAUAUGCACUACGAAUAAAAGGUGGUAAAUCGUGAAAAGAAGAUUUUUUGUAAUAAAGACAAAGAUCCGUGCUGCUCAUA